AUGGCUGACGUGCAACAAGGUGCGACUCCUGCGCCGCCAGGACGGACUCCUAACUUCGAAAAUCCGGAGGAUGUAUUGCAUACGAUCAACCUCGUCUCUCAGAUUCUUGCAGUGGUCACCGUCACGCCAAUUGUGUGUUUCAGGCUUUAUGUAGGUGUUGCCUUGUUUCGCUUCGCAACAGCUUUCACGAUGAACGCUUUUGGAGGGGGAUUCCACUCAUGGGAGAUAUCGCCACGUCAAUUCACGGAUUUUCUCAAGGCACUUUACGCGGACACUGUCGUUUACGGUCCCAACGCGUGGUUCGUCAAAGUAACGCUCCUACUCGUCAUGAUCCGCGUCUUUAACGUCAGCCGCGGCUUCGUCAUCUUCGGGUACUCCUUCAUUGCCGCCAUGCUGGGGUAUUACCUGCCUGUUAUGAUCAUCAAGAUAAAUAUAUGCCGACCGAUAAGGGGAUUCUGGGACUUAAAUGUGCCGUCUCAAUGCUUCAACCAGCGAGCUAUUUUUGUUGCUGAUACCGUCAUCAGCGCUGUUACGGAUCUGGUUGUUUUAUUAGCACCCGUUCCACUUGUUAGAGCGUUAAGAAUGCCUUGGAAGCAAAAGUUAAAGGUCUAUUUGCUUUUAGGGGCCGGCGGUGUGGCCACUGCAGCCAGUUUUGUUAGAAUGUAUUUGGUAAUCAUGCUUCAGAGGUCGGACGAUCAGACCGUGGACUUUGUCAGAUUUAAUCUGCUGGGAACCGCGGAAGUGAGCAUUGGCUUAAUUUGUGCCUGUCUCCCAACCUUGAACAGAUUCAUCAAGGGCAGGCAUCAACCUAUAGAACCAGUCCGACACCCGUGGCAAUUCGGAAUGAAGACGCCCAAGUUCCUACAGAGAACGAGGCGGAAGAAACAGGAUGAAGGACUGACAUGGACAACGCUGGAGCCUCUGUCCCGGACAUAUCAGUCCAAAACGACGCACACAGACUAUCGCAACAUAUCUGGGUCACAAGAAUAA
Messenger RNA from Diaporthe batatas, 990 nucleotides. RefSeq lists its product as uncharacterized. The coding region runs from base 1 to 990 and encodes 329 amino acids. The record is from RefSeq and is a predicted model, not a curated record. Lineage: Eukaryota; Fungi; Ascomycota; Sordariomycetes; Diaporthales; Diaporthaceae. The transcript has 6 exons.